This is a messenger RNA of Myotis daubentonii (Daubenton's bat), 921 nucleotides long. RefSeq names its product crystallin beta B1 (gene CRYBB1). Gene Ontology annotation, molecular function: structural constituent of eye lens. The record is from RefSeq and is a predicted model, not a curated record. NCBI's taxonomy places the organism in Eukaryota, Metazoa, Chordata, Mammalia, Chiroptera, Vespertilionidae. Gene Ontology annotation, biological process: visual perception; lens development in camera-type eye.
AUGGCGCGGGGAAAGGCGUUUGGGGCUGCGCUUAGCACCCAGCAAGCACUCGGUGAGGGGGCUGUGGCUCUUGUACCCCAUCCAGCAGGGACACUGUGCCUGCUUGUCGCUGUGGUCACAGAGGUUCCAGAGACCAGAGACCCGCUGAAAGCCACAGGGCACCUCGUGGCUGAGCCAGGAUUCAGGCGUUGGCAGGUGGGAGCCACGUCUCAGCCGGCCUGUGCCUCCAUAGCAGCUGCGGGGAACCCAGUGCCCGAGAGCAAGGGGAAGGGGGCCCCGCCGGCCCCAGCAUCCGUGCCCAUGCCCACCGCCAAAGUGGGGCACCUGGCCCCUGGGAGCUACCGGCUGGUGGUCCUUGAGCAGGAGAACUUCCAGGGCCACCGGGUGGAAUUCUCCGGGCAGUGCUUGAACCUGGGAGACCGCGGCUUUGACCGAGUGCGCAGCCUCAUCGCCACCUCUGGACCCUGGGUCACCUUUGCAUCCGACUUCCAAGGGGAGAUGUUUGUCCUGGAGAAGGGCCAGUACCCGCACUGGGACACCUGGCCCAGCAGCUACCGCAGCGACCAGCUCAUGUCCUUCCGACCCAUCAGGAUGGACUCCCAGGAGCACAAGAUCGGCCUGUUUGAAGGCGCCAACUUCAAGGGCAACACCGUGGAGAUCCAGGAGGACAACGUGCCCCGUCUCUGGGUCCAUGGCCUCCGUGGCUGCGUGGGCAGUGCGAGGGUGUCCAGUGGAACCUGGGUAGGGUAUCAGUAUCCCGGCUACCGCAGGGACCAGUACCUCCUGGAGCCUGUUGACUUCCGGCACUGGAAUGAAUGGUGAGCCUUCCAACCUCAGAUGCAGGCUGUGCGCCGCCUUCGGGACAGGCAGUGGCAUCACGAGGGCUGCUUCCCUGUCCUGGCUGCGCAGCCCCCCAAGUGA